CUUUCACGAAGCUAAUGCUUGUACUCAACUUCCCGUGACGACAUUGGUAGAGAAACAAAGCUCUCUUCUUCUCCAACAUCGCACCGCUCUCUCACUCUCAUUUUUUUGAAACUGAGAGGACAUUAGUAAGGAAGAAUAGGGGUUUUAUACUUUGAGCGAAUUUGGUAGCUGAAGAAUUAGGGUUUUAUAUUUUGUUGAUUUUGUUGUGAUAUAUUUCAGGUUGAUUUUGUUGAUUUUGAAAGUGUAGACUCAGAAUGGAUAGUUGAUUUUGUUGUGCUAUAUUUCAGGUUGAUUUUGUUGAUUUUAGGUUGAUUUUGUUGUGCUAUAUUUCAGGUUGAUUUUGUUGAUUUCAGGUUGAUUUUGUUGUGCUAUAUUUCAGGUUCAUUUUAUUGAUUUUGUUGAUUUUGAAAGUGUAGACUCAGAAGGGGUUUACUCAAGCAUCGUUCGUUUAGUUUUGAUUGAAAGGCAGAAAUUAGAGUAUCUGCCUAGAAACUGGACAGUUCUUGAAGAGAGAGAACCUAAGGACUGAUGUUCACUUAUGGUGAAUUGUAAAAUCUCAAGAAUUCAAGUUCCUUAGCUCAAUUUCUCGUGGUGUAAUUUGCAGUGAUGUCUUCUCACGAUUCAGUAAGCACGGUGUUCAAAUGUAUGCAAAACGGAGCCGUUGAUUUUCUCAUUAAACCUGUUCGCAGGAAUGAGCUAAGGAACUUGUGGCAGCAUGUGUGGAGAAGACAUACUAUUAGCAAGCCUCCUCAAAAUAUAACAUUGGCACAUGAUAAACUUGAUGUUGCUGAAGAAAACAAUACUGCAAGUAAUAAUUCUAGUGGUUCUGUAGCUUCCACGCAGAAAAUCGAGUGCAGUGGAAAAAAUAGUGAGACUCCAGCUCAAGAUAUGUCCCAGCUGAAGAGUUCUUCGAGUUUGAGCAAUGCAGAGAAAUCAGCUUUAACAGCACCUAAAGCUGCAGGGUGUGGCAAAAUUUCAACAGGUUUAAGGCUAGGUCAAAGCUAUGAAUAUAAUGAAACAGAAAACCAAGAUGAAGAAGGGUUAAGAACAGAGUUAGGCAAAGCCAAUCCUCAUGUUAAUACAAAAAUUCAUCGACGCAAUGAUGAACUAGAAGAACAUUCUGCUGGGGCUAUUGACUUGAUGGCUACUUUUGAGAAUCUUCCAAAAAGCAGUUAUGCAGAUUGUAGUUUCAACGGUGGUAACACAGCCAAGUUAGAAUAUGAUACACAAUUGGAACUUUCAUUACAAAGAGAUUAUCCUGGCAGCUCAUCUAAACCUACCACUGAGGAAAGGCAAAAAUUGAAUCAUUCAAAUGCUUCUCCAUUUUCUCGGUGA
Molecule: messenger RNA, 1335 nt
Organism: Vicia villosa (hairy vetch)
Lineage: Eukaryota; Viridiplantae; Streptophyta; Magnoliopsida; Fabales; Fabaceae
Product: two-component response regulator-like APRR3
Exons: 4
Coding region: 607-1335 (242 amino acids)
Biological process (GO): phosphorelay signal transduction system; cytokinin-activated signaling pathway
Source: RefSeq, a predicted model, not a curated record